AUGGGCUCAACUUCAAGUUUAACUUCAACCAUCCUUUCAAGUUCGCAAUUCACCACAUCACUCCUCCCACCCCCGGGCCCAAUCCUUACCCGACCUAACCCCGCCGAUCCCGCCCCUGCCAACAAUCCCCCCAUAUUUAACGAUGCCAUGAGCGUGCGCACAGCAGUGUUUAUAGAUGAGCAGCGCUGCUCACCAGAGAACGAAAUAGAUGAUGAUGACGCGAGAAGUUGGCAUUGGGUUCUUUAUUCUGCGGAAUCUGACCGGCGUAUUCCUGUUGGCGUCAUUCGCUUGAUCCCUCCUCCCCAUGCUCCGCAUGAACUCAGACACGAAGGGGUUCUCAACCGCGAUUGUUCGAAGAAACCCCUUCAUGGCAAUGACCAUAAUCAUAACAAUAAGCUGGAAAAUCCAUAUAUUAAAUUAUCAAGAGUCGCACUGCUUGCGGAGUUUCGCGGGGCGGGACUAGCGCGUGUCCUUGUAAAUACUGCUUUGGGCUGGGCAGCGCAACACCACAGUGAAUUGCGGGAUUGCCAAGGGAAACCGUGGGCUGGAGACGUGUUGGUCCAUGCACAGGUAGCCGUUGAAAAGAUAUAUGCACAUUUGGGAUUUGUGACAGACGCGAGCAUGGGAACCUGGGUGGAGGAAGGAAUGGACCACGUUGGUAUGUGGAGGAAAAUAAAGGUGCCAUCAGAAUAA
Messenger RNA from Paracoccidioides brasiliensis Pb18, 693 nucleotides. RefSeq lists its product as uncharacterized. The record is from RefSeq and is a predicted model, not a curated record. Gene Ontology annotation, molecular function: acyltransferase activity, transferring groups other than amino-acyl groups. Bases 1 to 693 code for a protein of 230 amino acids. The transcript has a single exon.